Messenger RNA from Rattus norvegicus (Norway rat), 1531 nucleotides. It is a transcript of the gene Oxa1l, whose product is annotated as OXA1L mitochondrial inner membrane insertase. The coding region runs from base 18 to 1319 and encodes 433 amino acids. The transcript is spliced from 10 exons. The record is from RefSeq and is marked validated. Gene Ontology annotation, molecular function: protein homodimerization activity; membrane insertase activity; mitochondrial ribosome binding. Gene Ontology annotation, cellular component: mitochondrial inner membrane; mitochondrial membrane; mitochondrion. Gene Ontology annotation, biological process: aerobic respiration; mitochondrial proton-transporting ATP synthase complex assembly; protein insertion into mitochondrial inner membrane from matrix. NCBI's taxonomy places the organism in Eukaryota, Metazoa, Chordata, Mammalia, Rodentia, Muridae.
GUUCUCUUCCCGGCAAGAUGGCGAUGGGUUCAGUUUGCCGUCGCUGGCAGCUUCUGCGACUCCUACAGCCCCCGCGUUCGUUCCACAGCGUCGCAGGGUCCCUGAAACCGCUGGCAACCAAGCUCCUCGCAGCCCGCUCGGGUAGUGGGCGGCCACACUACGCUCUUCUCGCCGUCCUAACCCCUCGCUGCAUCAGUACAUCUGCUGCCCUCUUUGCAGAAGCCCAGGUCCAGGUACCUCCUGUUGUUCCUGCUGCCUCAGCCCCUGCUGCAGUACCAGAGGUAGCUUCUGCAGGACCUGCAGAUGUCGUCCAGUGUGCAACAGAACAGAGCUUCGCAGAACUGGGGCUUGGCUCUUACACCCCAGUGGGACUCAUCCAGAACCUCUUGGAAUAUAUACAUGUGGACCUGGGCCUGCCUUGGUGGGGGGCCAUUGCCACGUGUACUGUCCUUGCCCGCUGCCUUGUUUUCCCUCUCAUUGUGAAGGGCCAGCGAGAAGCAGCCAAGAUCCACAACCACAUGCCGGAGAUGCAGAAGUUUUCCGCUCGAAUCAGAGAGGCCAAGUUGUCAGGAGACCAGGCUGAGUUUUACAAGGCCACCAUAGAGAUGACCCACUAUCAGAAAAAGCAUGACAUUAAAUUCUUCAGGCCGCUCAUCCUACCUCUCACUCAGGCCCCCAUCUUCAUCUCCUUCUUUAUUGCCUUGAGAGAGAUGGCCAACCUGCCUGUGCCCAGCCUCCAGACAGGUGGGCUCUGGUGGUUUCAAGAUCUCACGGUAUCUGAUCCCAUCUACGUCUUGCCACUGGUAGUCACUGCCACAAUGUGGGGUGUCCUUGAGCUAGGCGCUGAGACAGGUAUGCAGAGCUCUGACCUCCAGCUCAUGAGGAACGUCAUCAGGGUGAUGCCUCUAGCAGUCUUGCCCGUGACUAUCCACUUCCCCUCGGCGGUGUUCAUGUACUGGCUGUCCUCCAACGUGUUCUCCCUGUGCCAAGUAGCCUGCCUCCGGUUUCCAGCUGUGCGCACAGCACUCAAGAUCCCCCAGCGAGUUGUGCAUGACCCUAGCAAGUUACCUCCCAGGGAAGGCUUCUUGAAGAGCUUCAAAAAAGGCUGGAAGAAUGCUGAAAUUGCACAUCGGCUCCGAGAGCGGGAGGAGCGGAUGCAGAAACACUUGGACCUAGCUGCCAGAGGACCCUUACGACAGACUUUUACCCACAACCCUCUGCUACAGCAUGAUCCAAGUCGCUCCCCCAACACCCCCAACAGCAGCACCAACAGCGUCAAAGCAAACACAAAGAAGCCGUGGCAGGACACACUCGGCUGAUGCGUUCUGUGCUCACCGGGACGAGAGCCCUGCCUCUGCACAGACUCCUCGGAACAGAGGUGAUGCUGUCCUCGCCCCAGCCCUGGGCACUGCAGCAUUUGGAAGUGUUCAUUUUAAACAUAGUUUCCACUAUAGACUCUUACUUGUGUGUGUUAAAAGGGCCCUGGAGAGCCACCUGGAUAGAGUUAGUAAACCUCUGUCUUAUCUGGGCU